Baudoinia panamericana UAMH 10762 is the source of this 1342-nucleotide messenger RNA. RefSeq lists its product as uncharacterized. The transcript is spliced from 2 exons. The record is from RefSeq and is a predicted model, not a curated record. Bases 134 to 985 code for a protein of 283 amino acids. NCBI's taxonomy places the organism in Eukaryota, Fungi, Ascomycota, Dothideomycetes, Mycosphaerellales, Teratosphaeriaceae.
GCAUUCACUCAAAGGCAGUUCAAAUCGCCUGCAUCGCCGACCUUGGCGGGCACUCGAAGACUGUUAACCAACCACACAUCGCACGCCCUACGUCUCUGGCAACUCCCCAUCAAUCAUUUGUUCAAGCCACAACAUGUUCCCACCAUACUUUGGUGGGUUCGGACCUGGUUAUGGCCCGAUUCACCCUUCGCUCAGUCCCUUUGGGCCGCCAAUGCCGAAUCCGCGACAAAUCCUGCAAGGGUUACCGACUGAGGUAUUGGAACAAAUGGCCUUCUCCAUGACGGCAGAGGACCGUCCCUCGACCGAUUCGAGGUAUAAGCGAGCAUACGCGGACAAGGGCACGCCAUACCCAAUCUCCGCCCAGGAACUCGACAUCCUACAAAACCCCAUGUAUGGCGUCAAUCUCCGCCCGCUGCCUUUUCCGGUGCCGAUGCCAGUCGCCUGCGCAAAGCUGAUCAAGCGCCUUAACGCACCGCCCUCGACCGCAAGAUGUGCCGCAGCGGCCCGUAUCAACUCCACAAAAGGGACCAGGAUAACGUGGGAUCUAAUGGUGAAGAUCUUCAACGACCUCGACACUUGCGUCUAUGGCGGCGAUUUACAUCACCGCGUCCGCCUAGACGCAUGUCCGUUGCCCUCUAGUGCACUAGGCGUGACCCGCAACUGCGGCAUCCCCGGCAUAAAGCGCAUCCAUAUGUCCAUUACGACCAAUACUGACUGGUCUGACGUUACACAACAUCCGCAUGCUCAGAUUCUUGGCGUUCUGAUCCACGAGAUGUUACAUGCCUACUAUUUCGUCUGGUGUGGUAACCAGGCUGAUGUAGGGGACACUACUGGUCAUGGCCGGUACUUCCACACAGCAGCAGCAGAGAUCGAGAAGUUACUGAACAUUACAAUCCGGCCCGAAACGGCACUGCUGCAAGUCAGGCAGUCGUUGGGCAUGUGGCCGCCGUGCCAGGGUCCGUUGAUGUACGGUCAAGGUCGCUAGCCAUGCAGGCCGGCUGGUACUGAGUGCAUAGUGACUUUGUGAAGUCAACCUGGAUGCUAGCCCUAAUCAAUGCCUGAUGGAGCUGUAUGCACUGCGGAACCCGUGUGUCCUGCGGUCACUGAUCGACCAAGCUGAUAUACUCCCCCUUCUGACACUUCUACAUAUCCAGGGGACCAUUUUGCCCACGAUUGCGGUACGAAACAGUAUCUCAAUCCCUGGCGAUACCCAUCUCCAUAACAUUCUGCCCCCUCCCAAGACUAUCCGAUCCGAAGCCAAGUCUUACCAUUGCCAGCUAUGCGGCCUCCAAAAGGUCUGUAUGGAGAGUAUUCCACCAAGCGAUCAUCACAAAGUUCGGAG